Molecule: messenger RNA, 2283 nt
Organism: Suillus clintonianus
Lineage: Eukaryota; Fungi; Basidiomycota; Agaricomycetes; Boletales; Suillaceae
Product: homeodomain protein 1
Exons: 3
Coding region: 57-2015 (652 amino acids)
Biological process (GO): regulation of DNA-templated transcription
Molecular function (GO): DNA binding
Source: RefSeq, a predicted model, not a curated record
CUUUAAGUCCCAACGACCGAGUCCACAAUCUUCAUCUCUCCAUCAAAUUUUACAGGAUGGAAAAAGACAUACGACAGCGCUUCCAACAAGCAGAGAACUCCCUACUUGAUUCAAUUUCGCUCGGCGAAGCCUCCUUGAUAUCGUUCCAGUCAUCUUGGGAUUCAUUGCAUGCAGAUUAUUCCCGUUGUCUCUCCGCAGGAGAACUAUCCAACGACACCAUAUCACUCGCGAGCGCGGUAGCUUCAAGGGUUGUUCUCAUCUCGAGCUGUUUUUCUGACUUACACAAAACAAAUGAAGAAUCAAUGAACCUAUUUCUUAAUGACUUGGGGAGCAUUCUACAUGAUCUCAAUCGUGUCACUAUAUCGCCUUCAUCAAUACUCCCAACACAAAAUGCACAAUCAGCGGAAUCUUCCUUACCCCCGUUCAUCGAAACAGCUUACAAAUGGCUGCUCGCUAAUAUCGACAACCCUUACCCAUCUUCUGAUACAAAAACAAGUAUUGCCAAGAGCUCUGGAUGUUCCUUGAACUCCAUUUCUGUUUGGUUUGUCAGCGCUCGCCGUCGCAUUGGCUGGACAACGAUCUGCCGCAAACACUUCAACAAUUGUCGAGCCGACACUGUUGAUGCAGCUUGUCGUGCUCUGGUCAAAGAAGACCCUGCCCGCGUCCUUCCGCAUCCUGUCUUCCACGACUUCCUGCAGAUGAAGGCCGCCGCACAUGACCUUUAUGCCUCUAUUUUCACCAAGAGCGCCCUUGCAGGCGACCUUGACGCAGUGGUUAAGGAUAUGACAGAAGCGGAUAGGUUGCGACUGGACCAGGAGAAGAAAGAGCAUGCACAAGAGGAAAAGAGACGACGUGAGGAAGACAAGGAGAUGCGGAGACUACAAAGAGCGUUUGAAAGGCAGGCCCAGAAGACACACACAACUUCGUACCCAUCUCCCAGUCAUUCACGCUCUCCAUCUCCCGUUCCUACGCUCGAACAAUCAUGGACAGACGAGAGCGAAGACGAGGGAGACGAUUUCACUCCUCCCGUACUCGCUGGCCGGAAGCGGCGUGCCUCUACAUCGCCUGAAUCAACUGGUUAUAGCCAAUUACCAUGUGCAGAUCGGCCGAUGAAACGCCUUCGGUCUAGUGCAAAGAUCCAGACCCCUUCUGCGGAGAUUCUCUCCUUACCAUCACCCCCAUCAAGUAGCGAUGGGCUGGAUGCCAAUGAUGGAGUCGAGAUUGUGGCUCCGCCUCAGCCAUCAUCAGGGUCUUCACGAAAGCGAAGAUUAUCAGACACUGAUACUCACGCUGUGCCCAAGCGUCCGAGAGGUCUCCUUAAUGGACCCCGUGUUCAUGCCGUGUCUGAUCCUCUUCCAAGAGCAUCCGUUCCUCUCGAGCCAGGCAUCGAUGACUGGUUCCAGACGAAUUUCUUCGAGAUUCCUGGUCCUGUCGAGAACGUCAGUUUCGAUCAGUUUGCCCCUCUUGACAUUGAAGUCUUCAACGGAUACACAUUCCCUGACACGCAAAUAAAUUCCGUCCAACAACCCUCUGAACAAAAUUACACCCUGCCCACUCUGGUAGACCUUCCAUUGUUCGAUGAACAUUCCCACGUUCCCCAUUCUGCGCCACCUGGUGGUCUCGAUCACCUUGACAAUUUCCUCAACGCUUUAUCUGCAAUUGCUCCCGAUAACUCUGGCGAGGCAGUUGCACCUUCUACAGCAUUCAACAUCAUCUCGCAGCCCUCAGUUGACCUUGUACCUUCUAAUUGUUUCAGUUGGACGGAUUUCUUGAACACUGAUCAACCCUUCCUGUCCGACAUGGAUCAAUUUUCGCUGCCAUCGUCUUGCGAUGACUUCUCACAACUAUUACCAGAGAUUGAUCUCUCUGCGAUCCAGCUCCCCCCGUUAUUAUUUGCUCCACAACCUGAGCCUCCCUCGUCUGCCGAUUGUGCUCGCUUGGCGAAGCUGGAGCAACUCCAACAUCUCAGAGAGCAAACGCGGCUACUGGAGCAAGAUCUAGCAGUGUCUGUGUAAGUGUUCUUUUUCUUUGUUGGUUGUUUUAUUUACUCAUUCCAGAGUUAGAUGAUCACCCAUAUGCUGCCCAUAUGCGUUAUCCGGUUUAUCUAGAUAUAAGUAUUAUUCAUAUCAUAUCUCUGCUCAUCAUCGUGCACAUGGCACAUUGCAUAAUAUACCCUACAUCUGCAUCAUCCAUUAUGUAUGACACUCAUCGCGCAUUUACAUUGUCUUUAGCAUGUACACAAUAUUGUUUUCAUUGGCUUUGCAUUACGCUGUAUGUACCGGA